Racocetra persica is the source of this 442-nucleotide messenger RNA. The record is from the annotation of a GenBank genome assembly. NCBI's taxonomy places the organism in Eukaryota, Fungi, Glomeromycota, Glomeromycetes, Diversisporales, Gigasporaceae.
AUGGCAGAUUUAGAAUUUCUCAAAAAAAUGACAGAUUUAGAUUCAAUUGUUAAACCUUCUGAAAAAAAGCAUUUUACUUUUGAUAACAUUCCCGACUUGACUGGAAAAGUUGCGGUCGUUACAGGAGGAAAUGCUGGAAUAGGAUAUAUCACGUGCAGAGAAUUGGCCAAAAAAAAUGCACAUGUAUUCGUAUUAAGUCGUAAUAUUGAGAGAGGUCAGGCAGCCGUUGAAAAAAUCAAAUCCGAGACUGAUGGUAUUCAAGAAGAAUUUGGAGUAAAUCAUGUCGGCCACUUUCUUUUCACCAAAUUAUUAUUGCCAAAAAUUAAAGCCUCGCAACCAGCACGUAUAGUAAAUCUUAGUAGUCAUGCUCAUAGAUUUGUUCCUGAGGGAGGAAUUGAAUUCGAGAAAUUAAAUGAUCCAAAUGCAUUUGAUUCAAUACCUC